AUGUUCGUUCGCCGAUUUCACGCGCAGUCACGCAACAAACUUUCUGCUCACUGUUCUGUGCAGCGGCCUCCUCUCAUCCAACGCGGUCGCAUAUAUUUUUUCUUUCUUUGCUCCCCCCGCCCGCAUUUCUACGAUCCACAGGCUAAAAGGAAAAAUAUUUUUGUGAAACUUACCGCCGCCACAAAUACCGGCGGGUCUGCAAUGGUCGGACCUUUCUUGCUCCCGUUCUAUUCUUCACGGUUGCGGUGCGCCCUCGGAUGCCACAGCGGCGUAAAGGCAAAGCGCGGUUUAAAUUGGAAGAAGUGA
Molecule: messenger RNA, 306 nt
Organism: Trypanosoma grayi
Lineage: Eukaryota; Euglenozoa; Kinetoplastea; Trypanosomatida; Trypanosomatidae
Exons: 1
Coding region: 1-306 (101 amino acids)
Source: RefSeq, a predicted model, not a curated record